AUGAAGAUGAAUGUGAAUACAGAGAAGACCGAUCAUUAUAUAGAAGUUCUGGAGUGCAAGAUUCAGUGUGAGGAGACCCUGACCCCAGUCAUAGGAGGCUAUCCUGUGGAGAAAUUCGUGGCCACCAUGUACCACUAUUUGCAGUUUGCUUAUUACAAGUUGAACGACCUGAAGAACGCAGCCCUCUGCGCUGUCAGCUACCUGCUCUUCGACAAGAAUGACAAGGUCAUGCAACAGAAUCUGGUCUAUUAUCAGUACCACAGGGACAAGUGGGGCCUGUCGGACGAGCAUUUCCAGCCCAGACCCGAAGCAGUUCAGUUCUUUAAUGUGACUACGCUCCAGAAAGAACUGUACAGCUUUGCUCAGGAGCACCUAAUGGAUGAUGAUGAGGUAAGCUUUCAUGCUCUGCACACGUCUGCCUGAGAGAAAACAUGACUCAUGUCUCUGCUAGAGUCCCUUGAAGGCCGAGUCCUCCCUUAAACAAGGAACAGAAGGACCCCCGAGAAAACAGCUGCUGUGCAGGUUUUAGUGAAAGCCAGUGCUCCGGUGUGGAAAAGUCCAACUUUCUAGGAAGCCCAGGCUGGACCGCUGCUGCUUCUGUGGGAGAAAUGUGUUUGGAAUAUGUACU
Onychomys torridus (southern grasshopper mouse) is the source of this 628-nucleotide messenger RNA. Its product is annotated as cartilage-associated protein-like. The coding region runs from base 1 to 423 and encodes 140 amino acids. NCBI's taxonomy places the organism in Eukaryota, Metazoa, Chordata, Mammalia, Rodentia, Cricetidae. The record is from RefSeq and is a predicted model, not a curated record. Gene Ontology annotation, cellular component: endoplasmic reticulum. The transcript is spliced from 4 exons. Gene Ontology annotation, biological process: peptidyl-proline hydroxylation to 3-hydroxy-L-proline; collagen fibril organization. Gene Ontology annotation, molecular function: protein binding; collagen binding.